This is a messenger RNA of Schistocerca gregaria, 2390 nucleotides long. RefSeq names its product proton-coupled folate transporter-like. Bases 168 to 1631 code for a protein of 487 amino acids. The transcript is spliced from 11 exons. Lineage: Eukaryota; Metazoa; Arthropoda; Insecta; Orthoptera; Acrididae. Gene Ontology annotation, biological process: transmembrane transport. Gene Ontology annotation, molecular function: transmembrane transporter activity. The record is from RefSeq and is a predicted model, not a curated record. Gene Ontology annotation, cellular component: membrane.
UUCGAAGAACGCGGCGACAGUUGAUUUGAGCUCGUGAGUAGUCUCUGCAGUGCUCCCCCAACGCGUGGGUCAACGUGAUGCCCGGCUAGCUACACGACAGACUUCCCGAGCAUUUCGUCUAACAUGUUGACAGAAAGCAUCAGGGAAGUGCACAUUGUGGGAGAGUAAUGACGAUGGAAGCCAGACUGGGUGCUGCAGCGCCGGAAGAGGAGGUGAUGUGUCAGACCGACAGUGAUGGCCCGCAGGAGGACGCGGCUCCACCCACACGCGCAGCGAAGUGGUGGCGCACUCGCCCGACGGUGGAGCCGCUGGUGCUGCUCUUCAUGUUCUCCUACGUGGUGACGCACUCGGUGGUCAACGGGCUCUUCCUGGAGCGCGUGUGCCGCUCCAGCGACACCAGCGUGUGCACCAACGAGGAUCGCGCCUAUUCCAGCACGCUCACCACCUGGAAGACCAUCAUCGAAGCUAUCGUGCCCGCCGCUGUGUCGCUUUUCAUCGGCAGCUGGAGCGACAAGUUCGGACGUCGACCCAUCUUCAUCUGGUCCUUUGCUGGCAACGCCAUCGCGUACGGCGUGUUCUCCGGGCUGGCUGCGAUUCCAGACCUAGCGCCGGAGUGGUUGCUGAUGCCUUCAGUAGCGGCCACCUUCAGUGGCGGCAUGAUUAACCUCAUGGCUGUGGCCAACGUCUACAUCGCCGACGUCAGCCCUGCGGGGCAUAAGGAGCUAAGACUGGGGAUCCUGGACGCGGCGCAGUACUCGGCCAUGAUGCUGGGGUCAGGGCUAUCCACGCCGCUUUUCCUGGGCCUCAGCUACCACGGGGUGUUCGCCCUGGCUGCCGGCCUCAUGCUGCUGUGUCUGCUCUACUCCAUCUUCCUGCUGCCGGAGACCAUGGCGCCCUACACGCCGCCUGAAGACGCGAGUUGCGGUUGCUGCAAGGGGAUCUUCCGCCCCCAGCUGGUGCGCGACGCACUCAAGACGUCCCUGAUGAAGCGGCCCCACCAUGGACGUUCAACCAUCCUCAUCGUCAUCGUUGUGGUCGUGACUGGCGUCCUCAUCUCCCAAGGAGAAGGCGUCGCCAGCUACCAGUUCCUGAACGCCAAGUUUCAGUGGACCGUCGAACAGAGCUUGCUGUACGGUUUCUUCACCAACGGCACCACUGCUGUAGGUACCAUGGUGGGCGUGCUGGUGUUCAUACGCUGGCUCAAGCUGGCUGACGGCUGGAUAGCCCUCAUCACUUUCUCCUGCAAGAUCGCCGCCGCCAUAAUCUACUCGAUAUCCCCGGAGUCGUGGUAUAUGUUUCUAGGUGGGGCUGUCGCUUGCUUCGGAGCCUUGAUCUGGGUUCUGGUCAGAGCGAUGCUGACGAGGCUGGUCGCCAAGGACGAGAUAGGCCAGGUGUUCGCGCUGGCGGUGACCAUAGAGUCGGUGACCCCACUGGUGGGGACUCCCAUGUACAACGCCGUCUUCAAUGCGUCCAUCAACACGUUCCCUGGAGCCUUCUACCUGCUCUCCGCCGGGAUCAUGGUUAUCGACCUCCUACUGCUGCUAUUCGCAAUCUUCCUAAACCGAGGAGCGAAGAGAGAGCAGCAGAGGCAGCUGGACCACACUGACAGCAAGACGUCGGCCCCCGAGUGAGUGUGGCCGGAUGGCCCGCCGUGGCUGUGGCCGUGUGACGGCCGCUCCACGAAUCUCAGCACCGCGGCGCUGCGCGAGCCUCUGACCGUGGUCGAGGCGUUCUUCACCCGCAGAGGGCCGCCAGAGGGGACAGGGGACGCCGGUGCUUGGCAGGGCCGCGGGCACGGCAGGGUGCCCCAUGAGAGGACCACAGGGUGCGCCGCCCCUGCCCUGUGUUCAUACAUCACUGCCCGCAAAAGGACGGCGUGGCUCUCCAGACAUGCUGCAUGCCUUAUAGCUUUUUAUAACAAUUCUCCUUUUUUAUGUGUACGUAUUGUUGUAUAAAUAUUUAGAUACAAUUUUCCAAAAGAACGAGUUCUUUACAAUCCGAGCCAACAUCUUAGACACAUAUGUGAAAUUAUUUGGUGUUUUUUAUGAACGUAAAAAUAAAAUAUAAUACAUGAGUUUCCUCUAAUGGCAUGUAUUAGCAACCGUAAUUACAUGUACCAGGAAAGCAAAUAAGCAUUUUAUACAUGUUUCCUAAAAUACUGUUGUGCUGGACUUAUUUUAUAAAAUCAUCUUUAACGGAAGCUUAAAAAAGACUUUUGGAAUUAUCUUCUGCGAAGUUUUUUGGAAAAAACAGCAUUUUAGCCUUAGCCUGUUUUAAAUUACACAUAAAGCAGUUGCACAUAAUUUGCAUAUGACUGUAUAUGAUCGUCGUUAUAAAAUAUUCUUUUUAUACUGAAAAAGACUUAUUAAAGCUACGUUAUUUCAAAAAAU